CUGGGGCGCGGAGCGCAUGCUGUGGCCGAGCACAGAGAAACUGCGCGCUCUCAUACCGACACUCCGUAUUCUCCCUUUUUCCUCCUCCUCCUCUCAGACACUUCCCAAACAAAGAGAAACACGCGAGGCGGAGGAACAGAGUGCAUCCGUCGGGAACCACCGAAUCCUCGUUGAUCAGAAAAACACACACCGAUACACUCUGACCCGAACCGGUUGGAACCGAGAGGAGAUUGAUUGAUCAUGUGUAGUAACGGAGCAAGUAACGGGACCAGCGAUAUGCUACAGAUCCAGUUUGGUUUGAUCAACUGUGGGAAUAAAUACCUAACCGCUGAAACGUUCGGUUUUAAAAUCAACGCGUCGGCCACGAGCUUGAAGAAGAAGCAGAUUUGGACUCUGGAGCAGAGCGGGGAAGAGGCUGCCGGUAAUGUGUUCUGUCUCAAGUCACAUCUGGGUCGGUACAUAGCGGUGGAUAAAGACGGGAACGUUACCGGGGAUAGUGAGAGUUCUGGACCCGAGACCCGGUUCAUCAUCACGGCUCACGACGAUGGGAGAUGGUCUCUGCAGUCAGAGGUCCAUGGCAGAUAUCUGGGAGGCACAGAGGACAGGAUCAGCUGCUUUGCCCAGACUGCAUCAGUGGCUGAAAAAUGGAGUGUUCACAUUGCCAUGCAUCCUCAGGUGAACAUCUUCAGUGUGACCAGGAAGCGUUAUGCCCACCUGUCCUCCAAGGUGGAUGAGGUCUCUAUCGACCGCGACGUCCCGUGGGGGGUGGACUCCCUGAUCACCCUGGUGUUCAGAGACCAACGCUACCACCUGCAGACGUCUGAUAACCGCUUCCUGAAGAACGACGGCAGCCUGGAGGCCGCGCCGGACAAGACCACCGGAUACACGCUGGAGUUCCGCUCCGGCAAGGUGGCGUUCAGGGAUUGUUCCGGGCGCUACCUGGCGCCGUCGGGCCCGAGCGGGACCAUGAAGAGCGGGAAGACUAGCCGCGUGGGGAAGGAUGAGAUGUUCUCUCUGGAGCAGAGUCACCCUCAGGUGGUUCUCACCGCCGGCAACGAGAGGAAUGUCUCCACCAGGCAAGGCAUGGACCUGUCAGCCAAUCAGGACGAGGAGGGAGACCAGGAAGUGUUCCAGGUGGAGAUGAGUCGUGAGAACAGGAAGUGUGCCUUCCGGACCGCCGCCGGGAAGUACUGGACCCUCACCUCUUCUGGAGGACUACAGUGUACCGCCUCUACUAAGACUGCCAACUGUUACUUUGACAUGGAGUACUGUGGUAAGAAGCUGACUCUACGUGCCGCCAACGGGAAAUACGUUGCAGCCAAGAAGAACGGCCAGCUAGCCGCUACCGUCGAUGUUGCCGGUGAGUCGGAGGAGUUCCUGAUGAAGCUGAUUAACCGUCCAAUCAUCGUCCUCCGUGGGGAACACGGUUUCAUCGGGUGUCGUAAGGUCACAGGAACCCUGGACUCCAACCGUUCCUCGUACGACUACUUUACCCUGACCUUCAGAGAGGGGACGUACAGCUUACAGGACUCGACGGGGAAGUUCUGGAUGGUGGGCAGCGAGGCGUCGGUGGUGAGCAGCAGUGACAACCCCGUCGACUUCCUGUUAGAGUUCUGCGACUACAACAAGGUCGCUAUCCGCUCCGUCGCCGACGGGAAGUAUCUCCACGGCGACCACGCCGGCGUCUUGAAGGCCAACGCCGACGACCUGGAGACCGCCACGCUCUGGGAGUACUGACCCCCUUCCCGAGACCCUGUUACUACGACAACGAAGCAGCAGCAUCCCAUAACUCCUCCCUCUAUCCCUCCAUCCUUCUCUCAACUCUGUCCUAACCCCUCCCAGACCAGGGCUGUGUUCAGUGGGGUGAAAUGUUCACGAUAUCGUAGAUGGGGGGUAAUGUAAGACCUAGAGCUGACCCCAUUAUCUGUUUUCACUUGAUAAUGAAUCCCGUCUCAUCUAAUCUACAUCAUACGUUUCUAUGUGACAUUCCACCGCUCUGAACAGGACCUUUUUUUAUGUGUGAACUGGACAAAGGAGGGAGAGAAAGAGAGCUGGGGGAGGUUAUGUCCUAAUGUAAAGGCUUUCUUCACCUCCUUUUCUCGCUCUGCCUUUCCCUCUUUUCUCUCUGCCUUUCCCUCUUUUCUCUCUCUGCCUUUCCCUCUUUUCUCUCUCUGCCUUUCCCUCCCCUUUUCUCUCUCUGCCUUUCCCUCCCCUUUUCUCUCUCUGCCUUUCCCUCUCACAGUUCCGUUCUGCAGUACCCACCUGUAUUUGUUGCCAAAGUUAGUGGGGCUGUGCACUAUUCCCCCCCAUCCAAUAGCAACGUGGCUCGAUGUGUCACUCAGUCCUAGAUGUAUGAUUGGCCCACUCUCAAACAGCUGACCACCCCCCCCCCCCCCCCCCCACAACUAAACACUUCUUCAACUGAACUCUCUCUAUAUCUAAUUAUCUAUUUGUAUCCAGGUGUCUGUCCCUGUGAUCUCUGUAUUCAACAACACAUGGUGGUCAGACAGUAUUUAUCAUGUAGGACCUGAUUUUUGGGCAGAAUUCAAUCCCACAAUGCAAUGUUCACGGUAAACGCUGCAUGUGUCGGUUUAUUCUGAAAUUACCUUUUCAUUUUAAAUGUCUAAAAGCAGUGAUGGUUUUGAAUCCUAAAUAGGACCAGGUUCUGUCUGGAACCGGGUUCUGUCUGGAAAUAGAGGCUGGUCUCUGAGCGUUGUGUAAAAACUGGAAGUGGAUUCUCACGGUGUUCUGGAAUGGGUUUAGUCCCUCAUCUCAUUAAUAUUGUAUCACAGGAAACGUUCCAAUGUAACCUAGAGGAAAUGAUGUCAUCCUCUAGCUGUGAGCUCAUUGGUGGAGAUUUUGAUCUCCCAGACAGGAAAUAACCUUGUUUUAUGUUGUUUUCGUGAAGGAAGUGUGUGUGUGUCCCUACAGCUGAUCUGGUGGGACGUUAACCUCUGACUGGAAGAAUUUCUUGAAUUUUCUCUCUUAAGGCACAGCCAUUAUCAUGGAGAAUGAUCUGUUGGUAUUGAUACAAACACCGUCUCUCACAUGACUUCCUGGUCUCACACUCCUCCUCACAACUGGAAUCUGGUGCUUAAUCUCAUAAUUCUCAUGUAAAUGUGACCCACUGUGAUCUAGCCAGCGGUCAACGAUGUGGUGUAGUGGAUGGAUGGAUGGAAAGGUGUGUGUGUGUGUGACUGUUGGUUCACACAGGUUAGACCGCCAUUGUAGUUCUGAUAAUGCCUGUGUCUGACUCAGUGUUUCUGGGUAAUUUACUAAAUGUAACUAUAUAAAAAUAUUCCAAACCUUUUUUUACUUUGAGAAACUGGAACUUUCCUUUUCUGUUUUAUUUUUUUUGGUGAUUAAUCUGUUGUGCCAUUGGUUCACCUGGAUGCCAACAACCAAUUAAAAAACGGGGAUUUUGAACACUA
This is a messenger RNA of Oncorhynchus mykiss (rainbow trout), 3431 nucleotides long. The record is from RefSeq and is a predicted model, not a curated record. NCBI's taxonomy places the organism in Eukaryota, Metazoa, Chordata, Actinopteri, Salmoniformes, Salmonidae.